UUACAACUCACGUCGGCGUCGACUGAAUUGGAUCAGUGCUUCGUGAACGGUUCCACGUGGAAUGUGGUGAAACUUCUGGAAAAUUGGUCAACGGUUGGAAGUUCAAUAAGUGAAAGUGAUUUAAAAAUGAGUGCCUACAGUGAUCAAAACGGUGCAAAAGGGAACGGAUAUAUUAAUGGCAAUGGUCACCCCGAAGACCUGAAAAUAGCCAUCAUCGGACAGAGCAAUUUCGCUGCCGAAGUGUUGGAGGUACUGCUCGAGCAUCAUCACACCGUUGUCGGAGUGUUCACCAUUGCCGACAAGGGAAGCCGCGAGGAUAUUCUUGCCACGACUGCCCGGCAGCUCGGCAUUCCGGUUUUCAAAAUCUCGGCAUGGCGCCGCAAGGGUGUCCCCAUCCCGGAGGUGCUGGAGAAAUACCAAUCGGUCGGUGCGAACCUGAACGUGCUGCCGUUUUGCAGUCAGUUCAUUCCGAUGGAGGUGAUCGACGGGGCCAAGUUCGGCAGCGUUUGCUACCAUCCGUCGAUUCUGCCCAGGCAUCGUGGUGCGAGUGCCAUCUCGUGGACCUUGAUCGAUGGGGACAAUACGGCUGGGUUUUCGAUUUUCUGGGCUGAUGAUGGACUGGAUACGGGACCGAUUCUGCUGCAGAGGCAAUGUCCGGUAUUUAGUGACGAUACGCUGGAUUCGUUGUACAAAAGAUUUUUGUAUCCGGAAGGAAUCACAGCGAUGGUAGAGGCAGUGGAUAUGAUUGCGGAUGGGACUGCGCCGAAGAUUACACAGACGGAGAUCGGUGCCUCGUACGAUCCGGCGUUGUUCCGUGAGGAGAAUCAAUUUAUCAAUUUGAACCAACCAGCGGAGAAGAUUUUCAAUUUCAUCAGAGGGCUGGAUUCGGUUCCUGGAGCAUUGGCAGUGAUUAUCGGAGAUGAUGGAAGCGAAACUUCGGUGCGCUUGCAUGGUGCAUCACUGUGUGGUCCAGCCGUGCUGGAUAACGCAAAACCUGUAACGAUCAAAGGAGCCACGGGGCCAGCGUUUGUAGAUCGAGAAGGUGUUUUUAUCACCGGUUCUGACGGGCAGUUAGUUAAGGUGAAACGUUUGAAGAAGGGAAGCAAAAUGAUUCAGGCUAGUCAAUGGUUCAGCCAAGCGGGUAAGAAAAUUGUUCCGCUGGACUUGAAUGAGCGAGAAGUGGAGAUGGAAGGAAUUUUGAAAGGAAUUUGGAGAGCCAUUUUGAAAGUAGAGAUCGAAGCAGAAACAGAUUUUUUUGCUUGUGGAGCGGGAUCGAUGGAUGUCGUCCGACUAAUAGAGGAAGUAAAAGAUGCUUUGGAAAUCCCAUUAGAAAACGAAAAUCUUUUCAUGGCUCCAAGCUUUAUGGAAUUCUUGAACGAAGUCAUAAGUCGAACAAGAAAUGGAGUAAGUCAGGAGAGUUCAGGUCCAGAUUAUGAGUCCGUAAUCCUGAGAGAGAAUAAGAAGACAAUAUCUGUACCAGUACAAAUGUUUGUAAAUGGUCAGUUCAUAGAUGCAGAAAAUAAAAAGACCCUUGAUAUUAUUAACCCUACAAAUGAACAAUUAAUCUGCAAGGUGGCAGCUGCUUCCGCGUUGGAUGUAGAUUACGCUAUCAGAUGUGCGCAUGAAGCAUUCAAAGGUGUUUGGAGUCAGGUAUCUGCCAGAGAAAGAGGUCAAUUGAUGUACAAUCUGGCUAACCUUAUGGAACAGCACAAAGAAGAACUGGCAACGAUUGAAUCCAUUGACUCUGGUGCUGUCUAUACAUUGGCCUUGAAAACCCACGUCGGCAUGUCCAUAGAUGCGUGGCGUUAUUACGCCGGUUGGACGGACAAGAUCGAAGGAUCAACUAUUCCUGUAAACCCGGCGAAACCGAACAAUGUACUAACAUUCACCAAGCGGGAGCCUAUCGGUGUAUGCGGCUUGAUCACACCUUGGAAUUACCCGCUCAUGAUGCUUUCGUGGAAAAUGGCUGCCUGUAUUGCAGCCGGAAACACAGUAGUCAUCAAACCUGCACAGGUGUGUCCCUUAACAGCUUUGAAAUUCGCGGAGCUCACCGUAAAAGCAGGAUUUCCACCGGGUGUCAUCAACGUAGUUACGGGCUCUGGGUCAGUUACUGGACAAGCCAUUUCCGAGCAUCCCUUAGUACGCAAGCUCGGUUUUACCGGCUCAACACCGAUUGGAAAGAAAAUCAUGGCUGCCUGCGCUGAAUCAAAUAUUAAAAAGUGUUCCAUGGAACUCGGUGGCAAAAGCCCGCUGAUCAUUUUCGCUGAUUGUGACCUCGACAAAGCGGUUCGGUUGGGAAUGUCUUCCGUGUUCUUUAACAAAGGCGAAAACUGUAUAGCGGCAGGUCGGCUCUUUGUGGAGGACAAGAUUCACGAUGAAUUCGUACGCAAGGUCGUGAAAAAUAUCAAAACAAUGACGAUUGGUGAUCCACUCAAUCGAGGAACGGCACACGGUCCACAGAACCACAAGGCACACAUGGAUAAGCUGGUGGAAUAUUGCGAGAAUGGAGUCAGGGAAGGGGCAAAGCUUGUCUACGGGGGUAAACGAGUGCCAAACAUGAAAGGCUGGUUCUUCGAGCCUACUGUUUUCACCAAUGUUCAGGACCACAUGUUUAUAGCGAAAGAGGAAUCCUUUGGGCCAAUCAUGGUGAUUUCCAAAUUUCACAGCAGUGACUUCGAUGCGUUGGUUCAAAGAGCCAAUUCUACGGAAUAUGGACUGGCGAGCGGUGUAUUUACCAAAGACAUAAGGAAAGCUAUGCUGUUUGCAGAUAAAGUUGAAGCCGGUACUGUCUUCGUCAAUACGUACAAUAAAACGGACGUCGCUGCUCCAUUCGGAGGGUUCAAACAGAGUGGAUUUGGAAAGGACUUAGGAAAAGAAGCAUUAAACGAAUAUCUCAAAACCAAAUGUGUGACCAUCGAGUAUUGAGGACAUAGAUCCCUAUGGAUAGGUCGUCACUGCAGAACAUGUUUUGAUAUUGUAUCUUUAAGAAACUCGUGCAUUUAUUACAUUAAAACGCUACUUAGUUAAAUAAACAACAAAUAGUCAUAAUUUCACAUCAAA
Molecule: messenger RNA, 3060 nt
Organism: Armigeres subalbatus
Lineage: Eukaryota; Metazoa; Arthropoda; Insecta; Diptera; Culicidae
Product: cytosolic 10-formyltetrahydrofolate dehydrogenase
Exons: 3
Coding region: 127-2925 (932 amino acids)
Biological process (GO): biosynthetic process; one-carbon metabolic process; 10-formyltetrahydrofolate catabolic process
Cellular component (GO): cytoplasm
Molecular function (GO): aldehyde dehydrogenase (NAD+) activity; formyltetrahydrofolate dehydrogenase activity
Source: RefSeq, a predicted model, not a curated record